Anoplophora glabripennis (Asian longhorned beetle) is the source of this 1631-nucleotide messenger RNA. RefSeq names its product golgin-84 (gene Golgin84). Gene Ontology annotation, cellular component: Golgi membrane; Golgi cisterna. NCBI's taxonomy places the organism in Eukaryota, Metazoa, Arthropoda, Insecta, Coleoptera, Cerambycidae. The coding region runs from base 77 to 1540 and encodes 487 amino acids. The record is from RefSeq and is a predicted model, not a curated record. Gene Ontology annotation, biological process: retrograde transport, vesicle recycling within Golgi; Golgi organization. The transcript has 9 exons.
GUUGACAACAAUAUAACCUAUAAAAGUAAUUGUUUUAAUAUAUUUGUUUAAAUGUAAAAGCUAUUUUCUUUAAAUUAUGGCCUGGCUUCAGAAUUUAGCAGGCCGUGCUGAGGAUUUGUUAAAUAAAAUUGAUAAAAAUGCUGCUACUGUGUUAAACGAGUCGAAUUCUAAAUUAACCGAUGUUGAAAGCCAACAACAAAGCACAAAUAGAGAUAUUGUACAGGAAAGUGAUUUUGAAGCAAACCUCGGAAAUAAUUCGUACAGCACCUCUUUAACUAGAAGUUCCAGUUUCCAGAAUUCCCCUAUCAAGGACACCAAUGUAGUACAGGCAAUAGCAAGUGUGGAUCAAAAUGAUAUCGGUAUAACAUUUGACGUCACUUCGGAAAAACUCAAAUCUUCAUCUGGAAGUAUUAAUGACGAAAGUGUAAUGGAUAAAUCGUUUAAAAGUUCGGUGAAAAGUGACCAGUUAUCCAGUGCGAGUUCCUUAAAUAAUAGUUUUAUUUUAGCAGAAGAAUCAAAAGUAUUACAUGAAAAAAUUGCUAAAUUAGAAUUUGAAAAUCAAGAUCUUAAUAAACAGCUUCUUAAUAUACAGCAUUUGUAUUCUGAACUCAAAAAUGAGAAUUCUAAUCUACAGUUUCAAAUAGAAAGAUGUAAUGAACAGGUUGCUCAAGCUCAAAUAGAAAAGGAUCAGUAUAUAGCAAGAGCGCAACGUAUUUUACAAGAAAAAGAAAAACUGAUUUCUUUGAAGCAAGAAAAUGUAUCUAAUGAAGAAACAAAUAUUUUUGAAACUUAUAAUGAAGAGCUAAAAAAAGAACUGGAAUUUCAUCAAGCAAAAAGUGAUGAGUUAACUCAAAAAAAUAAUCAGUUACUUAAAGAUAUGCAGUCGCUGCAGAUGCAACAUCGGAUUAUUCAGAAUGGUUUACAUCAGUCACUUCAGAAUUUGGAACAAAAUGUUUUAAAUGAGAAAAAAUUUAGGAUAACUGCUGAAGAAGAAUGCUCACAAAAAACUAAGGAAUUAUAUUUAAAAAAUCAAGAACUGUUACAACUGAAAGAGUUAGUAAAUGUUAAAGACAGUGAAAUAAGUCAAUUAAAAGAAGUUGUUAAACAAAAAGCUAAUGCAACUGUUAAUGAAGAUAUUGAAUCAAGAAUAAAGUCAUUAACACAAACCCUUAUGCUAAAACAAAAUAAACUGGAAACUGUUACUACUGAACGAAAUGCCUUGAGGUUACAAAUCGAAAAACUCGAAAGCGAAUAUAAAAAGAAUGUGGCACAAUUACAUAGAGCGCAAGUAAAAAUUGUUAAUAUUCAAGAACCAGAUGAGACAAUUUCCCUGCCUCGAUUUUUUCGAGUUUCCCCUUUUGAUGCUGGAGUUACAAGGAGAGUAAAACAUGCAUAUUCUACUUUAGAUGCUAUUAGCAUUAGAACGGGAAUUUUUUUGAGGCGUUACCCGGUUGCUAGGGUAUUCGUCUUUUGUUAUAUGGUGCUGUUGCAUAUAUGGGUGCUAAUAAUCCUUUUUUUAUAUGCUCCAACCAAUCGUUAAAUAAAUAACUGCAUAUAAUUUUGUUGUUAAGAAGUGUAUGUAUAUAAUUUUAUUUUAAUACAUAAAUUUAUUUGGAAUUUUUGUGUUAUAU